This is a messenger RNA of Zalophus californianus (California sea lion), 5180 nucleotides long. RefSeq names its product putative ankyrin repeat domain-containing protein 26-like protein. The coding region runs from base 174 to 755 and encodes 193 amino acids. The record is from RefSeq and is a predicted model, not a curated record. Lineage: Eukaryota; Metazoa; Chordata; Mammalia; Carnivora; Otariidae. The transcript is spliced from 4 exons. Gene Ontology annotation, molecular function: protein binding.
GCGCACUUGUGUUUGGCUUCCUUGCUUGUUUACGGUUGGCAAACCGCGGAGUUUCGCUAGUGUGAUGUAGUGGCGAGGCGGGUUUGGCUUAUCUCUGGCGCUAGUGUUGGGCUCUAGAGGUGGUGAAAAGCCGAGGGGAAGGUGAAGUGUUUGUGAAGCCUCCAGGCUUUGCGAUGGAGAAGUUUUUUAGCUUCCAGGAUAAGAAGGGCGGGUCGUCCCUUCCAGUCACCAGCUCGCUGAGGGACGGCUCGGGCAUCCCGUGUGGGAAGAGAAUUGGAACCAGCAGCUCCGGGUGGGGGUACAACAUCCGAGACAAAGAUCUCAAAAAGAUCCACAAAGUUGCCAUCAUGGGCAACGUAAGGAAACUGCAGAAGGUUCUCACUUUCGGGAAACAAGGCGUGAACGAAAGAGACAAGAUGAACAGGACUGCUCUCCAUUUGGCCUGUGCCAGUGGCCAUCCAGAUGUCGUUGCUCUCCUAGUGGAGAGGAAAUGCCAGCUUAACUUCUUUGAUGGAGAUUACAGGACUGCUCUGAUGAAGGCUGUACAAUGCCAGAACGAGAGAUGUGUGAGUAUUCUUCUAGAACAUGGUGCUGAUCCAAAUCUUGUGGACAUUGCUGGCAAUAAUUCUCUCCACUAUGCUGCCGUUGGUUCAAAUACAUUAGUAGCAGAGAAGCUUUUACACCAUGCAAAUAUUGAAGCGAGAAGCAAGGAUGUGACUAGAAUGCGUAUGAAAGAGGCUCUUGGCUCAAGGUGAGUUGGGCAGAGGGGUUGGGUCCUUCUACCUCCAGCUUCUUGAUUACACAGCAGCUACACAGGGAGCUCAUGGGUCCAGAAGAGCCUGUUUUUUGUUGUUGUUGUUUUGUUUUUUCCUCCCCACAGGGAGAUACAGAUGCCUUGUUCUUGAAUACCAUGUGCAAAAGCUUUUGAUCACCUUCAUCCAUUUCACCCACCUUGGGGGGUAGGCUGUGGUGGAGUGGUCUGUCAAGUUCUUACUCAGUAGUCGUCAGAGGUCCAGGCUGUAAGCCUUGGCUCAGUCGCCUAGGUGCCGUCUUUCAACAACCACUCCAGCUUCUUUCUCUGGUUAAAUCCAGAUUCCGGGUCUCGGUGCGGAGAUUUUGACUUAGCUGGCCAGGAGUGGAAGGAUAUCCGGAGUCUGGGUUUCUAACCAGUGUGAUUCUGGUUUCUAAUCCGCUGAUUCGGAUCAUCUGGGAGAUUUAGACAUUCAGAGUUGGGAAGCAACUUUCUGUUUCCGGGUCCCGGGGAGAGGCCCAGCUCUUGAGGAUCCUAGCCACAAAACAUCUUAUUUAUGUAUUUAUUUAUAUGUGUAAUAAAUACAUAUACCGAAUUCUAUACAUCAGGUCCUGUCGUCAUGGAAACAACUCCAAAGCCAGGGCAGGGAGGGCUAGAGAAAGGUGAUGCCCAUGAAGAGGGCAAAGUUCCGUCCCCCAGCCACCCUUCCGCCCCGGAAAGAGAAUCUUCCCAUUAGCGCUUGGGAGUGAAUGGUGGGCUCAGAGCCCACAAAGGAUUGAAGGCCUAGAGGGGAGUGGAGGUGAUGGACGCUGGGUGCUGUGCAGGGGCUUAGGAAAUGGGUGCUGCUGGGAAUGGGUGGGAGACUCUGACCCAGUGGGGUAACUUGGGUGAGUGCAAGUGGGAGGAGAAAGCAGCAGGUUGCAGGCCAGUGCCGCACUGGGCACUGGCUUGAUUUACUUGACCAAGGAUGAAGAAGAAAACCUCGAGGAGCAGUACACCCUCAUAGGGAGCCCGGCCAAGGCUGAGCGGCUCCUGGGAGUCCAGUCGAGUCGAGCGAGUCGAGGACAGGAACCUGAGCUGAACUGGGCUUUGGGGCAGAGCACGGAGUCCCUUGGGGCGUCCCAUUCCCAGCCGCUGUCAGUGCGAGGACGUUCAAGUCGGCCAGCUCCCGGGUCGGAAAAUCAGUUGUCGGAGAGAUCCCUCUGCCACACCAACUGCCUAGAGGCGCCCCUCUCCCGCGCCUUCGGAAGGCUGAGGUGGGAGAUGGGCUGGCACCCUAGACCUUCCUGCUGGCACCCAUGCUGCUGACGGCCGCUCUGGGCACUGGCUCAAUUUACUAGACCAAGGAUGAAGAAGAAAACCUCGAGGAGCAGUACACCCCCAAAGGGAGCCCAGCCAAGGCUGAGCGGCUCUUGGGAGUCGAGUCGAGUCAAGGACGGGAACCCGAGCUAAACUGGGCUUGGGGCGGAGCACGCAGUCCCUUGGGGCAUCCCAUUCCCAGCUGCUGUCAGUGCGGGGACGUUCAAGUUCGCCGGCUCCCCGGAUCAGAAAAUCAGUGCAGUUUGGUAGGUCGAGAGACCUCGCUGCCAUACCGACUGCCUAGAGGCGCCCCUCUCCCAUGCCUUCGGAAGGCUGGGGUGAGAGGUGGGCUCGCACCCCUGGAUCUUCCUGCUGGCGCCCAUGCUGCUGACGGCUGCUCUGGGCACUGGCUCAAGGAUGAAGAAGAAAACCUGGAGGAGCAGUACACCCCCAUAGGGAGCCUGGGCAAGGCUGAGCGGCACUUUGUGCAGGGACAUUUCACCGCCAACAACUCUUACCACUUCUGUCUCCAGGAAGAGCACCGAAGUCAAUUUUGCUUGUAUUCUGGCAGUCUCCAACACGGCCUCACUGCUGGAACAAGAAAUCCUAGAGGAAAUUGGUAAACUGGACGACGUGGUACAGGAUCUGUAUGUGACAGAGGAAAACGGAACCCAGAUCCGCUACAGUCAGGUGUGCGCUAAGAACCAGGGCCUCUGCGUGCCCUCCAACCCACUCCUGGCUGCCUGGCAGAUGAACAAGAAUCUCGACCUGAGACACAUCACCUUCCCAAUCUUCAACCAAACAGGUCAGCCCAUCUACCUGGCCGGCACCAUUGGAGGAACCCUUUCAGGCAAGAGGACGGGAAGGAACCAGUUACUCGUGAAGGCCAAAGCCAUGCGGCUUCUGUACUACCUGAAGACUGAGGAUGGAGAGAUCAACGAGCUUAGCAAGAUGUGGUUGAUCCAUUUCCUGGACGAAUUUAGCAACAUCGAAAUGAGUCUAGCCCUAAAGAAGAUCCAGGUCCCUGGUGGCUGGGCUUGAUAGGGAGGCCAGGAGAAGGUGGGAGGAAUAAGGACACUCCUUCCAAGGAUCAUAGCAGUAGCACUCCCUGAUUAUUUGAGGGAGUCCUUGGCUUGAAGCUGGGAGUGCUCUACUCUAUUUGGUACUUAAUCCAGAGUCCUUAAUCUCACACAUCAAAGAUGCCACAAAUCUUAAAUCCUUAGUAAUGUUCUGGUGGAAAACACAAAUCCUACAUCCUCAAGGUAGGUCUGUUCCAUACAGACAUUGACCAUCAGGUUUCCUAGUCAAAUGACUUUGAAAUUCCUACUUUUAGUUAAAGGCUCUGCUGUUUGGGGGAGCCCCCUAAAUCUUGUUUGGAGUUCACUGAAAUAAAAAAAAAAAUUAAAAAAAACAACAACAACAAACCUUUAAGCACAAGUUCCAUGCUGUUUUUGAAAAGAGAACUAGCUUAGCAUUUUCCAACUAAGUGAUCGCAUAGUACCAGGCACAUGCUAAGUACUCUGUAACGUUGGGCCAGCAAGCCUACUAGUACUUGUGAAUAAGCCUGGUCAAAGUGAGUCAACUACUGGAAAAAGCCUUUGGAUGCUAGAUCUUUCUGAAAUAUCAAUGCAAUUAAAAUAGUAAAAGACAACAACCUAAUAAAAUUUAGAAAAAGUGACACAUUUCUGUGGCUGUUAAUGACUUCAUGGUCUUAUAGAGAACUCAGAUUUUGUAUAGUCAGGAGUGUCAAACUUCGGGUUUUUGCAAGAAACUUUGGAAAGCAUGGCAGGGAUUUGCGGGAAGAAGCAAAUCUAUGCUGCCUUCUUUAUUCUAAAGUCAUAGUUGCUCACAUAUUUUGAUCUUUUACUAAAUUUUAAUAUGUUGUUUCAAUGAAUAAGCUAUAGUGUUUCGGUAGUGUUUGUAACACACACAGAUAUUGGAGUGAAAAGUUAUUUACUUGGGUAUAUUUUUGUGGCAGGCAGUCUAUUUCACAUCACUUUCCAGACAACUGGAAUUUGAAGCUACUUCUAUGACCGUGAUCCCUUUGUUGCACUUGGCAUACCUGCUAAUCAUAUUAUUUGCAAUCACAUCAUGGUACAGGUAAAACAGCCUUACUGGUUGUUUAACUCUUUUUAAAAAUUAUUUGCGUGCGAUGAAAUACAUAUAAAAGAUAUAAAAUAUAUCAUUUCAAUCAUUUUUCAGUGUACUAUUCACUGGCAUUAAUCAGAUUCACACUGUCAACCGUUGAAUUAGAUUCAACGUGCAACCGUCACAACUAUCUGUUUCUAAAUAUUUUCCAUUACCCCAAACAGACUUUGUAUAAGCAUUAGGCAGUAAUCCUCCACGGCCCCAGUCCCAGUUAACCUUCAUCUACUCUCUAUCCCUAUGAAUUUGCCUAGAGAUUUCAUAUAAGUGGAAUCAUACAAUAUCUGUUCUUUUGUAACUGGCUCAUUUCACUUAGCACAAUGUUUUCAAGGUUCAGCUAUGACGUGGCAUGCAUCAAAACUUCAUUCCUUUUUAUGACUGACUAAUAUUUCAUCGUGUAUAAACAGCACUGUUUAUCCACUUAUCUGUUGAUGGGCACUUGGAAUGUUUCCACCUUUUGGCUAUUGUAAAUAAUGCUGGUGGACAAAUUUUUUUUGAGCUCCUGUUUUCAAUUCCUUUCAGUAUAUACCUAAGAGUUGAAUUGGUGAGUUGUAUAAUUCUUUGAAGAACAGCCAAACUGCUUACCACAGAGGCUACCCCAUUUUAUAUCCUACCAGCAAUGUAUAAGGGUUCCAAUUUCUGCACAUCCUCACCAAAAUUUGUUUCUUUUUGUUUUAUUGAUUAUAGCCAUCUUAGUAGUGGCAAAGUGUGGCUUGAUUUACAAUUCCCUAAUUACUGAUGAUGUUCAGUAUCUUUUCAUGUGCUUAUUGGCCAUCUGCCUAUCUUCUUUGGAGAGAUGUCUAUGCAAGUCCUUUGCCCAUUUUUUAAUUGGGUUGUCUUUUGGUUGUUGAGUCCUGUUGUUAAUGAGUACUUUGUGUAUUUUGGAUAUUAAACCCUUAUCAGAUAUAUGAUUUGUAGGGGUACGUGGGUGGCUCAGUUGGUUGAGCGUCCCAAUUCUUGGUUUCAGUUCAGCUCAUGAUCUCAA